AUGCAGACAGGAAGCUGCUGCGAUGAUAGUACAGGCAGUCUAGGUGGAGAUAGUGAAACAAAUACCACUGUUGCUAGUAGUCCUGGUUUUGAUCUUCCUGUGUCUAAGGGCUCACCAUUGUUACCAGAACCUCCUGAAGACAUUAUUUUAUCUCAACGUGCAAUAUACGAUAAUUUAAGCUCAACAUCUGGAAAAGAAAUAAGCAAAAUGGAAAAUCCUAUCAGUUCCAGUUUGUCGAACACUACUACUAACGUCAUGAUUUGUGAAUCUUCAACACCUAAAUCUGUCAAAGCAGCUAAUUUCAUCCCUCCUAAUCCAUUUACUAAUCCCCAUCCUUUGAACCACCGAUUCACUUCAACCACUUGUACACCGUCUACAUUUCCUUCGCCUGGAUCUGCCUUUACAGAACUUCAUCCGAAGAUUGGAUCAUCUGGUAAAACUAGUUGUUUUGUUCAACCUACAGCAAUAACGUCGUCUAUGUCGCCUAAAUCACUGAACAAGGAAAGUAUUCAGUCAAAUUAUCCAACUAGUAAUGCUCGAAAUGAAUUGUCGGAAUGUAUUCCUAAAACUACAGUUGCGGUAAAACAUUUAUGUCGUAUCUGCGGUCAGUCACAUGAUCCAACCUCACCUCAUAUAUAUAAUUAUACACAAACUGUGGAUGCUGAUUUAUGCUGUACAUUAUGUUGUCAACCUUUGAUUGAUCCCCUUGAUACUAAAUGUGGUCAUACGUUCUGUUCGCCGUGUUUAAAGAAUCAUUUAGCUGUUCAAGCUCUUUGUCCUGUGGACAGACAAAUUAUCAAUUAUUUAGAAUGUCAACAAGCUUCUAAUAUUGUUAAACGAUUAUUAGAUAAACUAUUAGUUGCUUGUCCUAAUUCACCUACCUGUGAUAGUAUAGUUUAUCGUUCAAAUCUUGAAGAACAUUUACGUGAUUGGUGUAUCAAGCUGCAUCCACCUCGUGAACGGUUAAUACAAAGUGGUGGAGUGAAACCAUCGCGUCCAGUUCAAAAUAAUCCAUCUAAAAAUGUAUUUUUGUCUACUUUCAUUGGAACUGAAUCACACGAUUCAGGUAUGUUUCCACCAACAAUAUCUGAGUCAACAAGAUGUCAAAGGAUGAUGGAUCCACAGAUCAUACAUCAACAGCAACAACAGCAAAGAAACAUGAAUUUUCACAGUCCAAAUAGUGACUCCAGUUUUGGUAUUGUUUAUCCUAAUCAAUAUAUGAAAGAGUUUCCUCAUAGUUUCUCAUCAGUUACGCGGAGAGGAUCAGAUAAAAUAAUCAAAACGAACUAUCAGAACAGUUUACCGCGUAUUGAAGAUCAGUCUGACUCACCAGUUAUAUAUGAAGGUGUUCCUGUUUCAAUUAUAAUCUGUCGUCCACCUAAUUGCCUAGAUUUGGGUUUCACUUUUGUCGGUGGUAUUGAUACACCGUUGUAA
This is a messenger RNA of Trichobilharzia regenti, 1434 nucleotides long. The record is from the annotation of a GenBank genome assembly. Lineage: Eukaryota; Metazoa; Platyhelminthes; Trematoda; Strigeidida; Schistosomatidae.